AUGUCUCAUCAGGCUGUCUAUGCUCAGGAUGAAUAUGGCAGACCAUUUAUUAUUCUAAGAGAACAAGGAAAACGCUCAAGAGUCUCGGGUCUGGAAGCCCAAAAGACACAUAUAUUGGCUGCACGGACUGUCGCUAAUAUCCUAAAGACCUCAUUGGGCCCAAAGGGACUGGAUAAGAUUCUCAUUUCUUCUGAUGGAGACAUCACGGUGACAAACGAUGGGGCUACCAUCCUGUCUCAAAUGGAAGUCCAGCAUGAAAUUGGAAAGCUGCUUGUACAAUUAUCUAAAUCUCAAGAUGAUGAGAUUGGUGAUGGUACCACUGGUGUCGUUGUCAUGGCUGGUGCGCUAUUAGAACAAGCAGAAGAUUUGCUAGAUCGAGGAAUUCAUCCCAUUCGUAUUGCUGAUGGGUUUGAACGAGCUUGUAAUGUCGCUGUUGCCCAUUUGGACAAGGUCGCUGAUACUAUUGACAUUAUGGGUGACAACAAUGUCCUGCUCAAAACUGCCAAAACCUGUUUGGGUUCUAAAAUUGUAUCGAAAUGCCACGAACAAUUCGCACAAAUGGCCGUCGAUGCAGUCAUGUCUGUAGCUGAUCUAGAACGAAAAGAUGUGGACUUUGAACUCAUCAAGGUCGAUGGCAAGAUGGGUGGGUCUCUAUCAGACUCUAAACUUGUCAAGGGUGUAGUAGUAGACAAGGACAUGUCACAUCCUCAAAUGCCCAAAGAAGUACGAGACGCAAAGAUUGCCAUCCUUACCUGUCCAUUUGAACCACCAAAGCCAAAAACCAAGCAUAAACUUGACAUUACCUCGGUUGAAGAAUACCGUAAACUUCAAACCUAUGAAAAGGAAAAGUUUGAGGAAAUGGUACAGCAAGUCAAAGCUACAGGUGCUAACUUGGUUAUCUGUCAAUGGGGCUUUGAUGAUGAGGCAAACCAUUUGCUUAUGCAAAACCAGUUGCCUGCUGUACGUUGGGUUGGUGGUCCAGAAAUAGAGUUGAUUGCUAUUGCUACCAAUGGACGCAUUGUUCCUCGAUUUGAAGAACUAUCUGCUGCCAAGUUGGGUCAUGCUGGAAUCGUACGAGAGAUAUCAUUUGGUACAACCAAGGACCGUAUGUUGGUUAUUGAAGAAUGUGCCAACACCCGAGCAGUCACUAUCUUUGUUCGUGGAGGCAACAAGAUGAUCAUUGAUGAAGCCAAGCGCUCGCUCCAUGAUGCCAUCUGUGUUGUCCGUAACUUGGUUCGUGAUGCUCGUAUCGUAUAUGGUGGUGGAGCUGCUGAGAUUACUUGUUCCUUGGCCAUUGCUGCUGCAGCGGAUCAGAUAUCUUCUAUUGAGCAACAUGCCAUGCGUGGAUUCUCAAAGGCGUUGGAUGCUAUUCCAUUGGCAUUGGCUGAAAACUCUGGUUUGGCACCUAUCGAGACUUUGAGUGAAAUCAAAUCUCGUCAAUCAACUACUGGCAAUUCCCGUUUGGGUGUUGACUGUAAUCAGACUGGCAACAAUGAUAUGCGAGAACAAUUCGUGUUUGAUCCCCUCAUCUCUAAGCGUUCUCAAUUCUUGUUGGCUACUCAAUUGGUCAAGAUGAUUUUGAAGAUUGAUGAUGUUAUUAUGCCUGGAGGAGUAGGUCCUGAAGAAUAG
Messenger RNA from Synchytrium microbalum, 1629 nucleotides. RefSeq lists its product as uncharacterized. Gene Ontology annotation, molecular function: ATP-dependent protein folding chaperone; ATP binding; ATP hydrolysis activity. Bases 1 to 1629 code for a protein of 542 amino acids. The transcript is spliced from 8 exons. The record is from RefSeq and is a predicted model, not a curated record. Gene Ontology annotation, cellular component: chaperonin-containing T-complex. Gene Ontology annotation, biological process: protein folding. NCBI's taxonomy places the organism in Eukaryota, Fungi, Chytridiomycota, Chytridiomycetes, Synchytriales, Synchytriaceae.